AUGGGAUGCCAAUGCACAAGAGAUUACCCUCCUGAUGAGCUUGAUAAUAUACGCUAUGAAAGAUAUGCAAGAUUACAUGUAAAAGAAAUUCGCGGUGCUAGAGAAAUCAUCUCGAACUUGUAUAUUGAACUACUUCCGCCAAUGAGCGAAUUAUUGUAAUUGCCCGAGGAUGGCGCUAUCUUGCGCCAUCCUCGGGCAAUUUAAAAAAAUGGCCCCACACCGGAGAAUUGAACCCACGUGUGGGGCCAUUUUUGGUUCGUGGAAGUCGAUGUUCUCCACAUAUCAAAAAUGGCCCCACACGUGGGUUCAAUUCCCAGUAUGGGGCCAUUUUUGAAUUGCCCGAGGAUGGCGCAAGAUAGCGCCAUCCUCGGGCAAUUACUAUAUUUUUUUCAGACACAGAUGGUGGUAUGCGCUAUAAAAUAUCUGGCUGUUGCAUAUCAGGGCAAGAUCCUCACAAUUUUUUCAUCCAAAAAUGUAAAGAUAGCUUCUUUGUGGCUCAGACUCCAGAAUCUUUAACUUUAAUUUUCGGGAUAUUUGAUGGUCAUGGAACUGAAGGAAGCAAGGUAGUUGAGUUUUGCAAAGCUUAUAUGGAAAGAUUUAUUAUAGAAAAUGAAAAUAUGUUUAGGAAUCGCAGAAAAGAGGCUCUUGAAACGAUGUUUAUUUCUUGCGACGAAAAAUUAGCUGAUACUGACAUUGAUUGCACCAUGUCUGGAACAACAGCAUUAAUGCUUAUUAUUGAUCCUAAAGAAAUUUCUGUAGCGACGAUUGGCAAAAAUAAAGCUAUAUUAGCGACUAUUCCAGAAAUAAGAAAAGAAGUGAGCUCUCUUGUUUUGUCUGCAGAAAAAGAUAUAAAUUAAAACUGCGUCUCAACCAACCACACUAGAAACCUUGUGGAAAGCAGGAUGGCGUUUGAUGAUGUGUAUUCGGCUAGGUUUUACUUGGGUUUGUGUUGAGUGUAAUGCCGGAUUAGCCCAAUCGCAACUCAGGAUUUGCGCCCUAGACUACAAGUUUCAUCUUGGUCGAGAGCUCGACCAGACAAUCUUUUUAGAUUUUUCUGGAAGGGCAGCCCAAGUAAGUGGUGCAGCAUGAUGAUCCAGCCACUUAGUCUCCUUUUAGCGUAAGCCCCAGAAAGAGGAGCAAUAAUCAGGAGAGACUGCAACAGCUGAGCAGUACGAGGUAGAGAAACGUACCUGCAGGUAAAAACGAGAGCUUGGGUGCAGAUCAAAUAACAUUGCUUUUUUGAUAGUGUCAAUUUCACCGAAAAACUUUGUCCGAAAAUUGUUUGAAAAUUUUUGAUAGUGAGACAUCUGACCGAAAAAAAUCCUUAAUUUCCAGCCAAAUGAUGCACUAUUAAAAAUUAUCAACCAAAUGUAUUUCGAUGAAAUGUACACUGUCAAAAAUCCACUGUCAUUUGGCAUGGAGCCCGAGAGCUUCUCUAAAAUCUUAAUUAAUUUAAGUUAAGCCUGCAGAAAAUCGCCCAAUGCAAAAAAUUCUUACUCCAGUCACUCUAUCGGCCGACCAUAAACCAAGCAACCCCGAGGAGUUUAAGAGAAUCUCAAAGGCUGGAGGAAUUGUAAAAAAACUUGUAGACUCUGAUGGGAAAUCUAUUGGACCUUCAAGAGUGUUUCUUAAAGGGGCAAAUAUUCCAGGGCUUGCAGUUUCAAGAUCGAUUGGAGAUAUAUUAGGUCACAGAGUUGGGGUGAUCCCAGACCCAAUUUACUCUAAUUUUUACUAUAAUAAAGCCACUGAUAAAUUUAUAGUUGCAGCUUCAGAUGGAAUUUGGCAAGUGAUGGACGAUAUAGAAGUCAUUAAUUUUGUGGAUAGAUACAAAAAAUAUUGCAAAAAGCAUAAGGGUAAUGGGGAAUAUCCUGCUAGACCAAGCAACUCAACAAUAGCUCGCUUAUUAUGUGAAGAAGCCAGAAGAAAAUGGCUUCUUGAAGUAGAAAAGAAUGAUGUCAUUAUUGAUGAUAUUUCAUGUGUAAUUGUAGAAUAUGCUGGUCUUAAAACAAACUAUAUGACCAGUAAUGAUGAAAAAAUAGAAGAGCAUACAGAAAGCUUCAAUGAAACUGAGGUAGAGCCAAUAAGUAUCAAUCCUGACGUUAACUUCAUCACCAGUAGUAUGAUUUAUAUUGAAGAAGGUCUUGAAUUGUCUGAUAUAUAUAAUACAAUUGCUAGCUAUAAUAGUAAAUAA
Blepharisma stoltei is the source of this 2191-nucleotide messenger RNA. The record is from the annotation of a GenBank genome assembly. NCBI's taxonomy places the organism in Eukaryota, Ciliophora, Heterotrichea, Heterotrichida, Blepharismidae.